GCUCCCCAAGUCUCAUCAUGGCCGCCGCUCGCACCGUGCGCCUCGCGUCUCAAUAACCGUGUUCAAAGUGUCCAAAAUAAUGUUAUAGUGCACAAAAGUGUCUGUUGUUUCGUGUCGAAGUGCCGUUUAGUUCUUUGCAUGAUUGACCGGCAUGGCGGGGACGGCCGGGACUCGCCGGCCAGCACCGAGCAGCUAACGAAAUGCGAAAAAGGCGCCGGCACACCCGACUGCGUGGCGGCGGGCAGCAGGCUGCGCGGGAGCAUGGGCUCGCGGCCGCCCGCUCGCUUCUGGCCGCAGCUCUGGGCCACCACCGUGCGCAACCUGCUGCUCAAGAAGAGGGACACGAGAAAGACCUUGGCUGAGGUGCUAGUGCCGCUAUACUCAUUGGGCGUCUUAAUAUUCCUGAAGAUGCUGGUACCGAACCCCAACUUCCCUGAAGUCAUUAAGCCUGGCCGAACGGUGCGCGUGCACUAUGACGCCUUCCCAGCAAACCACUCUGUUGCUGUCGUCGCGGAUUGGCUGAAUGAUAAUGGGACUGUGGCUUUCCUCGAAGAACUGAACGAGAUGCUAUUGGAGUCCCAUCAGCAGCCAAUCCGCUGGGUGCGCUAUAACAACACCACCGAGCUGAACGACGCCUACCACAGCGACGCCAAGAACUUCCCCAUCGCCAUCAUAUUCCAUACGGAUCCUACAAGCUUCGGGGAACCACUUAGAUACACAAUCCGCACAAAUCCGUCAAACUUCGGGACCCCCUCAACUCGAACCCUCUACACAUCCGACGCGUUCUGCCGCGAGGCUCCUCCGAAAGGUGACUGGUCGUCAGACUGGUCGCGCGGAGGACAGCUGAUACCGCUGUCGGAGAUGCACAGCGAGGAUACGUGUCCUGUGCUGCAGUAUUACUAUUCUGGGUUCUUGGCGCUGCAGACUUUGAUAGAUUUUACGAAGAUUAAGCUGGACACCGGCACACCCUUCCCCCCACCUCGAGUGGACCUAACCCAGUUCCCAAAACGCCAGCACACCGGCGACUGGCUGGUCAUCUUUCGCGUCAUCAUGCCCAUGUACAUGGUGAUGACCCUCAGCCAAUUCAUCACGUAUCUGCUCAUGUUUGUAGUGGGCGAGAAGGAAAAGAAGAUCAGGGAGGGGAUGAGGAUUAUGGGGCUGAAGGAUUCUGUUUACUGGGCAUCAUGGUUCCUGAUCUACGCAGUCUUCGUAACAAUUCUAUCAGUCUUCAGCACUGUUCUACUGUUUGCUUUAAAGGUGUUCCAACAUUCGUCGUACAUCCUAAUCUUCCUUCUGAUGCUGCUGUUCGGAUUCACGAUAAUCACCUUUGCAUUCAUGCUCACACCAUUCUUCGAUAAGGCUAGGACGGCCGGUAUCCUAGGCAGCUUCGCAGUGAACCUGAUGAGCGGCCUCUACUUCAUCCAAGUGUUUGUGCAAAACGCCGACUCACUUGCCUUCUGGUUCGUCUCUCUCAUCAGCUCCAGUGCAUACGCGCUUGCUAUGGAUAAGGCCUUAGUACUAGACAUGCAAGGGCAGGGCGUGACGUGGGAUAGUCUUUGGAGCGGACCUGGAGUGCCAUUCGGCGGCAGCCUUAUCAUGAUGGCGGUGGACACAGUGCUUUACGCCCUCAUAGCUUAUUGGCUUGAUGCUGUGAUGCCCAGUGAAUACGGUAUAAAACAAAAACCUUGGUUUUGCCUGUUACCCUCCUACUGGGUUGGCAGUCGACGUGGGCGAGUGUCGGCCGUGCACUUCCACUCUAACGGCGACACGCAACAUAAUAAGGAUAUUGAGCCAGUGCCUAGAGAACUCCAAGACAAAGAAGCCAUCCGCAUCGUUGGCCUCCAGAAGUCCUUCCGUCACUGCCGCAGACCAGAGGUCAAGGCCAUCGACAACAUAGAGUUGAGCAUCUAUGAGGGACAGAUCACGGCGGUGCUGGGACAUAAUGGGGCGGGGAAAUCUACGCUGUUUAACAUACUGACUGGGUUGACCGCUCCCACGGCUGGGACGGCGUAUGUGUAUGGAUUGGAUGUUAGGGACCCCAACGACAUGCACGAGAUCCGGCAGAUGAUCGGCGUGUGUCCGCAGCAGGAUGUCCUGUUUGAUCUGCUGACUGUACGGGAACAUCUCCAAUUUUUCGCUGCCGUUAAGGGUAUACCGCGCAAGCGUCAGAACGAGGAGAUCAGCAAAGCAAUGAGUGACGUCGGUCUCAAAGACCAGGCCAACGUGUUCUCCAAACAUCUCUCUGGGGGACAGAAGAGGAAGCUUAGCAUCGCUAUAGCUUGCAUAGGCGAUCCCAAGAUAAUAAUCCUGGAUGAACCAACGGCAGGCGUGGAUCCCGUGUCUCGCAGACAAACAUGGCGGAUCCUGCAGCGGGCCAAAAAGGGGAAGGUUCUUCUCUUGACCACGCACUUUAUGGACGAGGCGGACAUAUUGGGGGAUCGGAAGGCGGUCAUUAGUAAAGGCAGGGUGAGAUGUGCUGGCACAUCAUUAUUCCUGAAGAAUAAAUUCGGUAUUGGAUACCACCUCACUUUAGUAUUAGAUGGAGCGUGCCGUGAGCACCAAAUAACGCGGCUGGUCCGCGGACACGUGCCCCGAGCUGAAAAAGCACGCAGACACGGACGGGAGCUGUCCUACAUCCUUCCCCAUUAUGCCGUUCAUCUAUUUCCACCUCUUUUCCUCGCUAUCGAGCAGGAGAUACGGGAGAAGACUAAUAGAUUAGGAGUAACAAGUUACGGCGUCUCAAUGACAACUCUAGAAGAGGUGUUCCUGAGCUUGGAAGGUGAGAACGCCGAAGAGAUUGAGGCGGUGGAAGGAGUGUCGUCAGUGAAGCUGGUCAGAGCUCGCGCGCUGUCCAGAAGCCUGUCGUUGCAGAGCAAGACAUUGAGCUAUCAGGAGCUGAACGACAAGGACAACCAGAAGGCGACGUCACUACCCACAACUGCGUCGCAUGCGUUACACUCAACCACGCAUGGCGUGGAACAUGUCAAGGUGACUCCUGAAGCCCCAAUCUCAGUGGAUACACUGGGUGACGUGGUGAAGACCAACCCCUCUUGCUGGCGAACUUUCUGCGCAUUAGUGUACAUCCGAACCGUACGGAUGAUCCGUGAUCCGUACAAGCUUUAUGUCAUGAUCUUCAUGCCUAUUAUAUCUUGCGCUCUCGGUCUCUACAUCAAAUCGAAACAGAUAGUAUUCUUCAGAAUGCAGCCACUAAAAUUGGAUCCUUAUGCGUACCAAAAUAAGACUCCAAUUGCAUUGUUCAGCGAGCAAAACAACACCAGAGACCUCCUUGAUUUGAGGAGUUCAUUGGAAGUUUUAGGAGCUACGCCGAUUGGAGGCUACGAUGGCGACUUCUCAAGCCUGCUAAAAAUGGAGAACAUCGGAGCUUUCAGCGUGAGAGACAGCGUGAUUCCGUAUGGGAAAAUAAUGACAUACUACAAUACCACCCUCACUCACGGCCUGCCAAUAAUUAUUAAUCUGCUCGACAAUAGUAUAUUUAGAAUCCUAAUGCACACAUCGGGCCAGCCAGAAAACUUCAGGCCAAUCGAAGUAUUCGCUCACCCGUUCCAACAGACAGAGCAGCCAGAAGAAUUUAACCUGGGCAAUCUGGUCUGCGCCAUCUUCAUGGGCAUGAUCUUCGCAUUGGUUCCUGUCACGUUGGCGGUGGACAUCGUGUAUGACAGAGAGAUAAAAGCCAAGAAUCAACUACGAGUGAACGGGCUGUCAAUGAGCAUGUAUUUUCUAACGUAUUUCACUAUCCUGAUCUUCAUUAUGAUUGUUACGAGCAUCGGUGUCCUGCUCUUGGUGAUCCUAAACGACAUCCCAAGCUUAACCAACGGCUCGGCCAUCACGAUGCUGUCCUUCCUGCUCGCUCUCUACGCGCCAUCGGCCAUUUUGUUCAACACAUGCCUCUCAUACGUGUUCGACAAGAUGGACUCUGCGCAGAGCAUCAUGCCGAACAUCACUACGUGGGUUGGCGUCGUGCCCUUCGUGCUCGUUGCUGUUGUUGAGAAGUUUACUAGAGGCAACGACGUGGCAUUCUGGCUGCACUUAAUAUUCAGCUUCCUGAACGUCUUGUACAUACCGUACGCCAUCAUUUACUACGUUGAUAGGGUGUACGUGACAUGCAACUUACGCGGGCUCUGCACCACGCCAGCACUGUGGAGCUACUUCACAGCGGAGAUAUGGGUGCUUAUCGUGGCCAUGGUGUUCCAUGUGCCCGUCUGCGGGGCUGCACUCUUGGCAGCUGACCGACUUAAAUCUGGUGGACGGCUCUGCAAAAAAAGAGCCAGUGAGCCUCAAGAGCCCCCCGACCCUGAAAUAGAAGCAGGGGGUGAGGCGGGGGAAGAUGAAGAUGUGAGACGGGAGCGGCGUCGGGUCGCCGCCAUCUUGCAAAACAAGGGCAAGGCGGCGCCUGCGCUGGUGGUGCAUAAUCUCCGAAAAGAGUUCAAAGUCCGCGGCACGGGCGAGGCGGCCUGCUGCGGCGCCAGCGACGUGCCGGCGCGCAAGGCCGGCGUGGCGCGCCUCAGCCUCGCCGUGGAGGGCGGGGAGGUGUUCGGGCUGCUGGGCCAUAACGGCGCUGGGAAAACUACUACUAUGAAGAUUAUCACCGCUGAGAUAAGACCGACUUGCGGCUCGGUGAUGCUGGGCGGCCAGAACGUCUGCGACAACACAGCGUCAGCCUUCCAGGUGCUCGGCUACUGUCCACAGCAUGACGCUCUGUGGAAGAACGUCACCAUACGCGAGCAUAUCGAGUGCUACGCGGCCAUCAGAGGUGUCAGCAAGUCUGAUAUACCCAAGAUAGUAGACGCAUACCUAAACGGUCUGCAAAUAAUGGAGCACGCACACAAGAACGCCGAAGAAUGCUCGGGCGGCACGCGGCGGAAGUUGUCAUUUGCGUUGGCUAUGGUCGGGGGGCCGAGAGUGGUAUUGCUGGAUGAACCUAGCACAGGCAUGGACCCUAGGUCCAAGCGGUUCCUCUGGAACACCAUCCUGGCCAGCUUCCAGGGUAAAAAAGGUGCUAUUCUCACAACACAUUCCAUGGAAGAGGCUGAUGCUUUAUGUUCUAGAGUUGGGAUAAUGGUUAAAGGUGGCCUUAGGUGUAUUGGUUCAACGCAACACCUGAAGAAUUUGUAUGGGGCUGGUUACACGUUAGAAAUGAAGAUUGGACAGCCGUAUCAGAAAUCGGUGCUAGAGUCAGAGUCGUUGUCACCUUCACCGCUGAGGUCGACAGAGAAUUCUCCGUCAUUAGGAGAAGCCGAUGAAGGUAACUCGCGCACGGCGUCGAUGUGCGCGGAGGGAGCGGAAGCGGAGACGGAAGCGGAAACCGUGGACGUCAGUAUACACACGCCAUUGGUGGCUGGCACGCCAAUGCGACACCAGACACACCAGAGGAUGGAAUCCUCAGGCGGUGUGAGCGCUGAAGCCUGCGUAUCUCUCGUCAACCAGCUGUUCCCGGCAGCAGUUCUGGAAGAAAACUUCGCGGAUCGUCUCGUGUUCUCCGUACCGCAAUCUUCGGUCUCUAGUUUAGCUCGCUGCUUCCAACAAAUUGAAGAAGCGAAAGAAAAACUGAACAUCAUAGAGUACAGCUUCAGUCAAACGACGCUCGAGCAGGUGUUCCUCAAGUUCGCGCAGUCGGAGAGCCACGACAGAGAUUCAGACCAAAAAGCGGAUUAGGGCUAGUUAUUCCGAAACGCAGCUGGUAACACUGAGAUUCAGACCAAGAGGCGGAUUAGAGCUAGUUAUUCCGAAACGCAGCUGGUAACACGGAGAUUCAGACCAAGAGGCGGAUUAGAGCUAGUUAUUCCGAAACGCAGCUGGCAACACUGACAUAAAUUCUCCUUAAGGUUAAUUAAAAAUAAAGACUUGGCUUAAAGGUCUAGUAACCAGGCCAUAAAAUCGAAAAAAAAAAUCCUUAAGGUUAACUUAUAGGUAUUGCAAAUUGCAACCAGGCAACAUUUUUUUUAUACGUAGGUAUACAAAUAAAAGUUUAUCGGUCAUUCGGCGAAUGAAAUAGGUACCGUUGAAAUAAUAAAUUAUGAUUUUUGUAUCAUUUGUUGAAUGACAAAGCUACGUAGUUUUAUUUGCUAAGAUUGUUUUAAAUGACGAAAACUUUUGUUGCCUGGCAAGACCAAAGAGGGAAAGUUUUACAAGUGUAUCAAAUACGCACGUUUUUAACUUCAAUCCGUUAAUCUUGUCUGAAUUUUCUUGUUUCGUCAAUAGAAUUAGGGCACCCGCGACGAAACACAUUACAUGAAAAUUAUAUUAAUUUGAAGGAUUGGCCAGUCAGUUAAAAAGGUCCUGCUUAUAAUACAACAGGGAAAAAUAAACAAAGGAGGUUAAAUAAUUACUAUUCAUAGUGGGAAUCCCAGUGAUCCCGUUAUUUUACUUAGAUCGUGUAAUGAACCUUAGAACAAUACGAGUUCUUAUAGUCUGGCCCUUUCACUGAACAAGAGCUAAAUAAAAAAAAAAAAAUCUACAUUCAACAUGCCGCGCUUUUUUUUGCGAACGCGAGUCUGGACCGGCUGUCGCAGAGUGUGGAGCGCGCUUUAGGUUGAAUACAAUUUGUUUAUUCUAAAUUAGUGUUGCCAGUUGUUUAAGUCGGUUGGUGUUAAAAUAUGGAUAAAAUAUUAGUCUAAGAGCGAUGGUGAGCGAUGUUAAAGCUUUAUUUUAUUUGUAAGCUGUUUGUGGCUGACUAUCCUUAAGGAAAUCGUAAUAUUUAUGUGAUAUUAUCCGUGAAAGUAUUCAUAAGGUUCGUUUAGUAGGAUUUAGUUUUUUUUAUAAAUCUUCUAAAUAGGUGACACAAAUGACAAUUUUGUUUACGCUUUAAAAGGUAGAAAUAAGUCAAAUAAGUCGAGUCCAAGUUAUUGAGCUUUUGGAGCACGAGUCACUGACAGUGUCAAAACUUACAUAUACGCUAACGUAAUUACGUAAUUUACUUUCUAUACAUCUCGCUCGCACUAGUAUACGAGUACGAGCGAGAUGAAUAGAAAGUAAGUAAAGUAAGUUACGUUCUCGAUAGCGUUUAUGUCAGUGCCAAACUGGUGGUAGCCACACUUUAUGAUAAAAAAUGCUUCACAUAUUUUUUGAUGUUAUUAUUUUUGUGUUUUUUUAGGCUUUUUGUAAGUGUUUCCAUUUGAUGAGAGAAUAUUGUAUCUAGUCGUGUUAGUAAUAUCUAGGUCGGGGUGACGUGAUUUUUUUAUAAUUUAAUACUUUGAGUAGCCAGUUUUAUACAUACUAAAGUAGACUUGUUACAUUAUGUUUGUUUUAUGUGACUUUUAGAAAAGUUAUUACCAAUUUAAAUGUUAUAGAUAAUCUGCUUUUUUUAAUAAGGAGUAAUAGGUAUAUAAUAUACCUAUCGAAAUUCCUUUUUUCUAAGCCUCGUAAUUACAAUAUAUAGUCUAGGUCCUACUAAGUCACAUACAACAGAUAUAGUGUAUGUAAAUACGUAUAAAAGUAUAUCACCAGUACUUACGGUCUAACAGUGCCUAUGACCACUUUCGUCAGUCCCAAACAUAUACAGUAUAACAAAAAUAAUGGUGAUCCGUUUAAGGGCGUAAUCGGUAUAGUGUCCAGAAUCUUGACACUGUACCUAGUCAUAGUCAUGUAAGUCAUAAGUAAUUUAUUUGCGAAAGAUAGGGUAUAGGUACAUAGGAUGUUACAGUUCACAGUAAGUGAGCCAAGCUACCUUGUCACACAGUGACAUGCAAAUUUCAAGUUUUAUGCCCAAUACUAAACAUGCACUUAUUUAGAUAAUGUCUAAACUUAAUUUAUAUUUGGACUCCAGAUAGGCAAAAAAAAAUUUGGGCGCGGAAAAAACUUUUUUUACCUAUAGGCCGGUCGUCCAAGUCAGCUAACCCUCCAUACAAAGGUAAACCGUUUUUCGCGUGAUAUAUUUUUUCUUCUACUUUUUCCUAAUCAGAACAGAUUAUGCCCUUAAUUUGAUUACCAUUAUUUUAGUUAUAACUAUAACCUGUAUAAACAACUUGUUGUUUGUAUAUUUUAGCGCUAAAUUUAUAUGUAGUUGAAAUAAAUGUUCACCAGUACAUUUUAAUAAUUACAUGUUUAAUUUAUGUGAUGUUUGCUAGUCAGGAAUUUUGUAUAUAGCUUAUGUACAUAAUUCCGAUGUCUCUGAGAAUACAUAGUUUUUACAAAUUUGGGUAUAUCGGAUAUUACCUAAACAACGUUUUUAUUUUUUAGACAUUCUAAAAAAACCACACUCAUAUAUUAAUUUGGCAUGCUGCGAUAUAGGUAGAUUAACUUGUAACUUGUAGAAAUCUAUGUUUCUUUUGAGACGAAAUUCUUUCUUAAAUAAAAUUUGUGUUAACACAGAUAUAUCAUGUAUAUUUCUAAUGUUGAAAUUGUCGUAUAAUCCAUAUGUACGUUAAACAUAAAUCUAUUCCAAGGAUUAUAAAGGAAUGACUGGGAUGUAAAUUAGGUAUGGGUUAUAUACCUAUAUACAGGGUGCUUUUCAACCCUUAGACCCUUAUUUUGUCCUAUAUAUAUACAUUAUGGAAACAACCCAAACAAAAUUAACUGUUUCAUAGAUUUUGGCUAAUCAAAAUCGAUGUUUUGUAUGGGAGCCAAAUUAUUUUUCGCGAUUUCGAAGUUGGUCCCAUAGUAAAGUUUCUAAGUAUACUCAAUAGUCAGACUAAGCUAACUCUGCAUGACAUGUGCACAAAAAACAAGUUGUGGUAAAGUCACUAUUAUCUCAAUGGGUAAAGUCAUCGUUAAUGCCAAAUUACUAUGUUUUUUUAAACAAUUAUGGCCUGGAUGCGAGUCCUUUAAACCACAAAUUACUAUGAAAUUAUGACGUCUUUAAUGACACUUCCUCACAUUGCUCUUAUUAAGUCGAUGCAAAGACUGCAAAGUUAGCUUAGACGGACUACACAAAAUUUGGGUUUGGGUUGAAAAAACACUCCGUAAGAAUCGGACACCAAAACACCUAAAAGUGCUUUUAGCAAGGGGAUCAUUGCUAGCGUAUUUAAAAAAAUAUUUUUUUUUACUUACCGGCGCUUAGUGUUGCCAUAGUCGAAAAUAAUCCGCCUCAGAUUAGGCGCCAAAUAUGGGAAAUGUAAUGUCGUGUGAUUCUUUGAUAUUAAUACACUGAUGCGGAUCGAUUUAAGUUAUUAUUUGAGCGUUUGUUGUGAGAACAUUCGGGCACACAUUUUUUAAGAAGUGGCAGUAGAUUUUGGUUUAGUUUGCUAUUUACUGGCAGGAAGUACAUGAGUUUUAAAUGUAAACAGCCAUUUCGACAAAAUUGUAUGCCUUUCGAAUUUACUACUUACCUAAAAAAAUCCGCUAAUGUUUAAUUAAUUUAAAUAUUAUAAGUUAACAAUGUUUAUCUUUGAUUUAAUAUUAGUAGCAGCCUUAACGAUAACGUUAUUAUCUUAUCUAUGUCGUACACAUCCUAAAUUUCGCAGAAAUAAUUUAUGACUAUUGACUAAAACAUGGGAAUAAUAUUAACAAAAUAUGGUGUUGCUGUCUUAUUAUAUUUUCAAUAUCAUUAUUGCUAUAGUCUGACACACUACUUUUUCAGUACAAAAAGACGCGAAAUUCCAGUUUUCUGUGGGAUGAUCUCUUUGCGCCUACAUUUUUUUUAAAUUUGCCGCUCUUUUCUACUAAAUACCUUGACAGACUUCACAAUAAGAAUAAUCACGCAAAUCUUAACGCAAAUGGCGAUGCUAUCGUUUAAAAAAACAUGCCAUGCGUUAUUCCACAUCGAAAGAACCAUAAACCAUAGAACACAGAUUUUAUUGGCAUUCUGACAGUUGUUGUUGCAUUUUCGUCAAUAGAAAAUGGCGGCAAAUUUGAAAAAUGGAGGCGCGAAGGGUUGUCCUUGCGAAGAAAAUUUGAAUUUCGCGCCUUUUUCUGCUGACAAAGUGGGUCUGCCAGAGUAUAUAAUCUCUGGGUAUUUAACCUGUCACACAUCGUCACAAUUUCCCAUAUAUCAGUUUCAAUAACGAAACAUUGGCGAUAAUUUCUAUACUUAUCGAAAAAUUCGACUUCAUGUAUAGUAAAGACGUUAACAAUAACACUUUGCGAAUGUAUUUUUAAAGAACAAUAAGUAUGAAUGAAUAAUCAAGAUCAACAUUUUUUAAAUAAUUUAGACAAAUAACUUAGCAAAAUAUGUCUAAAAAAAUUUAUGUAACUUAACUUAGUCUACUAGUACCUAAACUAAACAAAAGCAUACAACUUUGGUCUCCGAGAAUUAGAUAUUAUUUAAUGUAAAUUCUUCAGAUAAGCCAUUUAAGAAGACUUUGCAAAACUGAGGAGUAUCGGGUGAUUCCGAGAGGUUUUGAGUUAGUUCAGAGAUGGUUCAGAGUAAUGUGCGUCAUUCGACUCGAAAGUCGAAAGUUAUAACUUUUUUCAAGUGAAUCUGGCAAACUGCUUGGAAAUGGCUUGCCAAGCUAUAGUUCUAGCUAGAAUGUUGCCAUUGUAUAUUUUAAUAGGUAACGCGUAGAUUAAGAUUUUUGAAACUCCACAAUUGGGGUAUUUGGGGUAUUCAAGGAUCUCAAGGGUCCGCGUCCCGAGUGGCUCCUCCGAUGUUAGUUAUGUCCACGAUGAUGGUGACCGUUUUCCAGCAGGCGGCUCGUCUGCUUGUUUGUUGACUAUUUAAAAAAACUUUAUUUUGACUACCUAAUUCAAUUACUACUAUAGUUUGGCAAGUCAAAUCCGUGAGUAGAGAAAGGCGGGAAAUUAAAAAAAUUUAGGCGCGAAUGGUUGUCCUUCCAUAGAGAAUUUGAAUUUCGUGCCCUUUUCUGCUGACAAACUGGGCUUGCCAGAGUAGAUGUGUUUGUACAAAAAAAAUCGAAAUGCAAUCUCAAAAACAAAGUAUUUUAUAAAUCACAUCGUAAUUAUUUGAAAUGGCUUUUCUGUUGAUUUACUUUCUGAAACGUGGAAAAGGAAAUGUAAGAUCGUUAUAGUUGAUAAGUAUAUAAAGUGCUUGACAAAAAAGUUAAGGUUUUUAUGCUUGUUUCACUCUGUUGAUAAUUUUAAACCGACGAUCUAGUUCUAAAAAACAUACAGUCCGACAAGAAAUUGUAGAUUUAAAAAGUGGCAAUACUGUAGUGUCGUCCCGUUUUCUUAGAUUGAUUUGAAAGGGACAACACUACAGUGUUGCCACUUUUUAAUUACUACAAUUUCUUGUCAGACUAAAAUACUGAUACCUUUUGUUAGUGAAAUAACAGACAUAUGGGAUUUAAAGAGAGAUGGUAAUAUUUAACCAUAUAACUUUCUUAGUUAAACCUCCUGAGACCCAGAAGCAGUUGUUUUUGAAAUUGGAACGCUUUUUUUACCCUAAAAAAGUUCAGAAUAGACUGUGGAAUGCGUACAAAAAUUUGUACGCGGGGUCUUAGGAGGCUAAGAUAGAUUCUCUUGCAGAACUACAAAAAAGACCGCGAGUAUGUACUAGGCAAUUCGCGUCGAAAUCUGAUACCUACUUCAGAAUUAAAAUUAAAAUAAAGAAUGACUGCAUUGCGCAUUGUGACUUUUUGGUAUAAAAACUAGAUCGUCGAAAUGAAAUUAGGCUUUGCAUUCGACGUGGUCGCAACGUGUACGGGAGCAAUUUUUAAAGACAAUUGGGGUUUUGUAUACUUGGAUAAUUAGUAACAUUUUAAAUAAAAAUGUAGAAGUCAGUUGACCAAACUAAGUAUUCAUAUUAUGCAACAUAGUGGCACCCGAUUUGACCUUCACUCCUCAAUUUUAGAGAUUAUAAAUUUUACUUUAAAAUAAGUAUUUUUAAAGUCAAUGUUUUUUUAUGUAAACCAAUGCUCAGAACUAUUAAUGAUUGGGAAUGGAGGCCUAUUGGGCUUCUAAAACAUAAUGUCGCGCUAAUGACUAAAAAAAAUCCUAAAAAUAGUUUAACACAUUUUUUACUGAAUGAAUUAAUGAAUUUAUUUAAUCCAGAAAAUAUUACCAUAUGAGGUUAUGAGGUUAAAACAUUUAAAACUAAUUAUAUAUUAAAUUUGAUUAAAUUAAAUUAAGACGAAAUAUGACGUACCUAAAAUAAGGGGAUUAACUUUUAUUGUCCUAUAUACAAAUUCCAAUUGUCUUUAAUAUUGAUUUGUUAUCACUUUUUACUAUUUACAGAAUGUCAAUGAUGUGUUUAAAUUUGUAGUUGGACGUAAAUUUUCGCUAAAUUUAAGCAAAACUAUGGCGUUCCAUGCCUAGGGUCUUAAGGACCCUUCACUAUGGAAAGCCACAAAUGUUAUCUAAAAUUUGUAACGGUAAAAGAAUUUGAAAAUCACUCGGUCCAGAUAUAAAUUAGUUUCACAUUUCUUGCUUCAUAAUACGAUAUAGGACAUUGACAGCAACUUUGUGUUACUCUAAGAACAAAUUAAAUUAUUUUCUAUGAAAAUAUUUUAAUUUGUGUUUUUUCAAGUAGACAAUGUAUAGGUAGAUGUUAACAUGUAAAGUUUUUCACAGUCAAUGGCACACUAUCUAAAAUUAAGAAGGGCUAACGCAAAUGCCUAAUUUUCAUUAUUUUCAGUCGUAUAUCGUUACUCUGCAUGCCAUUACCAUAUAUAGCAGUAUAAUUUUAAUACUUAUAAAAUAUUUUUUAUAUUACGGCAUUAGGUGUCCUAAUGCCGUGCCGAGGGAUGUAAUAAGCAGUUUUAAACUGGACUAUAUUUUCAAGAGUAAUUUUUUAUUUUUUUAUUUAUUAAAGAACAUCCACAUCAUACUUUACUUACACUGACACCAUUUUAAAAGGUAAUAAAUACUGAUAUAUAUGACAAUUAUGGAGUACAUGACAUUGAAUAAUAGCAUCAUCAUCUUCCUCGCGUUGUCCCGGCAUUUUGCCACGGCUCCAUGGGAGCCUGGGGUCCGCUUGGCAACUAAUCCCAAGAAUUGGCGUAGGCACUAGUUUUUACGAAAGCGACUGCCAUCUGACCGUCCAACCCAGGGGGGAAACUAGGCCUUGUCGGGAUUAGUCCGGUUUCCUUGUGUUUUCCUUCACCGAAAAGCGACUGGUAAAUAUCAAAUGAUAUUUCGUACAUAAGUUCCGAAAAACUCAUCGGUACGAGCCGCGGUUUGAACCCGCGACCUCCGGAUUGCGAGUCGCACGCUCUUACCGCUAGGCCACCAGCGCUCUGAAUAAUAGCAUCGCGUAGUAAUUGAGAUAUAAAUAAGUGAAAAUCCGCGCGAAGGACAUAUCUUCCGAUGUUAGUUUCGCGCGGCGCGCAUCCCUUGUAAAUUCCUGGCAUUAUGCCUCUUCUUAAGGAGGGACAUAAAAUAACUACUAUAGUUGGUCAAACCAAUUUGUCAGUCAGUAACAACCAGGAAAAUUAUACUCAUCCCUUUCUUUUGGGCGAUAGUACUAGUGUAAGACAAAGAUAGUAUGAUUCUCUCUGUCUAUGUUUGAAAUGAGACAGUCCUUUGACAUACUUUACGUGUUUAUUUACUGUUUAGGUAUUAUCGUGGGAGCUUAGUUUCAGUACUAUUUUUUAAUUGUUAUAGGUAGUUAAAUUAUGUCGUAAUAUUUUUUAAAUUUAUCAUUAUGUUAUAUCAGGUUAAAAUAUCUUAUGUAAAGUAUAUUACUAAAUUUUUUAAAAUAUCUUAUGUAAAGUAUAUUCGAGAAAGAUAUUUAAAAUGCUGUUAAUGUCCCAUCGUAUGUAUGAAAGCAAAACGCAGUUUGUACAAAUGUGCGCUUGGUUAAGUUUGAUUUGUGAAUUUUAGUCAAUUAAUUUAGUACAGAAUAAAACAACCGACACGUA
Messenger RNA from Cydia strobilella, 13712 nucleotides. RefSeq names its product cholesterol transporter ABCA5-like. NCBI's taxonomy places the organism in Eukaryota, Metazoa, Arthropoda, Insecta, Lepidoptera, Tortricidae. Gene Ontology annotation, cellular component: intracellular membrane-bounded organelle; membrane. The transcript is spliced from 37 exons. Gene Ontology annotation, biological process: lipid transport; transmembrane transport. Gene Ontology annotation, molecular function: ABC-type transporter activity; ATP hydrolysis activity; ATP binding. The coding region runs from base 139 to 5673 and encodes 1844 amino acids. The record is from RefSeq and is a predicted model, not a curated record.